AUGGACAAGGGAAUUAAAGACUCAAAAGAGAUCAGUCAUGACAGAGUAACAAAGGAGAGAGAGUUUGAAGACGAUUGUUGUAUUCACUUGGUCUUGUUCACAGCAGGAACGGCCGUGUUAAUGGCUUGUCUGAAGAAAGUCUUGGUGGUGUUUCUUCUAGAGAAAUGGCGUGCAUGGGUUUUUGUUUUGCUUAACCUUGUACUCCUAGCCAUUCUUUUCACUUCAACGCUUUCCAAACCAAAAGAGAGCCAAAAGGAAAGCAAUAAUGUAGAAGUCAUGAAGAUUGAGAGGAGCAAGAAGCUAAGGAGAAAGCAUUCCAAGUGCUCGUCGGAGCAAGUUAUAAAGCUCGAAGAGUCCGAGGAAUGCCUGGGAAAUUAUCAUCAACAAAUGGGCGGAGAAGAAGAUAGAGAAAUAGAACCUCCAAGGCUGUCCAAAGAAGAGCUCAAUGAGAGAGCAGAAGCUUUCAUUGUCAUGUUUAGACGGCAUUUGGUUUCGGAUGCGAGAAAAUGCGGCAAAGAAAGAAAGUAAUGGGAAAAGAUAAAACCAACAGAAUGUGGGGAACAACAUAAAAUUGGAAGUAGCCGAACACUAAUUGCUGAGCAUUUAAAAGAUGGUCAGACUGGUUAA
Morus notabilis is the source of this 627-nucleotide messenger RNA. RefSeq lists its product as uncharacterized. NCBI's taxonomy places the organism in Eukaryota, Viridiplantae, Streptophyta, Magnoliopsida, Rosales, Moraceae. The record is from RefSeq and is a predicted model, not a curated record.